AUGCAUGAGUGGAACUUCACUACCGUCAACGAUGGAUACACAGCUCAAGCGCACAUAAACCACGUUCUCAAACUACACAGUGGAAAAAUGCUUGGAGGAAGCAGUUCCUUAGGCCAUCUACUUUACGUUAGAGGAAGCUCACAUGACUUUGAUGAAUGGGUUAAAUAUUUAGUUGACAAAUCAUGGAGCUAUCAAAAUGUACUUUAUUAUUUCAAGAAAUCGCAAAAACUGGACUACAAAGACUUUGUUUAUCCGGGCACAGAUAUCUUUCAUAGUACUAAUGGAGAAAUGGGCGUAAAAAAACUUGUUAAUCAAAUUAGUCAAAAAUAUUUAAACAUUUUUAAAGAAGCAGGUCAUUCGACUAUGUUUGAUGGAAAUAGAAAUAUAUCAUUAGGAUACUACGAGCCAAUGUUCAUGAUUAGAAAAGGUAUUCGUCAGAGCACAUCUAUUGCAUUCUUAAGCCCUAUAACCACACGGUCAAAUUUACAUAUUUUAAAAGAAACUGAAGCCACUAAAAUUUAUUUUCAUAAUUUACUUGCUAAGGGAGUAACUGCUGUUAAAGACGGUAAAGAAAUAUAUAUUAAAGCUAACCGAGAGGUAAUUAUUGCAGCUGGUACAAUUAAAUCAGCACAGCUAUUGAUGCUGUCAGGUAUAGGUAUAAAAGAACACUUAGUAGCCAAUGGUAUACCGUUAAAAAAAGACUUACCAGUUGGUAAAUUUUACCAAGACCACUUAGCUGUGAUUCUUGUUCAUAAAUUUAAAGCUACUAAGACAAAUAUGACCUCUUACGAUCCUCGUGAAAUGGGUGUAAAUAUGAUAAUAGGUAACGCUGCGGUGAAUAAACUCAAACCAUAUCCAGAAUAUCAAACAUUGAACUACAUAAUACCGAGUAACUCAGACAGACUGUUAUCACUCUGCUCUUUAACAUAUUCCUUUUCAAACGAAGUUUGUAAUUCGCUAUACAAUCAAACUAGAGGUUUUGAGACUAUGUUUUCACUGAUUGUGUUGUUACACCCGAAGUCAAGAGGUCAUGUUGCCUUACAAAGCAAAGAUUAUCAACAUCCUCCAAUGGUUAUUUCUGGUUUUUAUUCUCAUGAAGAUGAUAUGAAAGAUGUGGCAAAUUUUCUAGUGGACUUUCUUCAAAUACAAGAAACACCUGUUUAUAAACAAUAUGGAGGGGAAUUUAUUGUACCUAAAAUAGAAGCAUGUAAUAACCGCACAGGCGUUGCAUAUUGGCAUUGCUACGCAUUGAAUAUGAUGGUAAGCACAUAUGACUACGCCAGUUCUUGUUCGAUGGGUCAAGUGGUUGAUGAAAAAUUAAAAGUUUAUGGGAUGUCUGGUCUUAGAGUAAUGGAUGCUAGUGUGAUACCUUUACUUCCUAGUGGGAAUAUUCAAGCAACUGUAAUGGCCAUAGCAGAAAAGGGGGCUGAUAUGGUAUUGAGAGAUGCGAAACAUCAAUUUCCAGCAAGAUGUGAUUAA
This is a messenger RNA of Arctia plantaginis, 1479 nucleotides long. The record is from the annotation of a GenBank genome assembly. Lineage: Eukaryota; Metazoa; Arthropoda; Insecta; Lepidoptera; Erebidae.